Molecule: messenger RNA, 252 nt
Organism: Budorcas taxicolor (takin)
Lineage: Eukaryota; Metazoa; Chordata; Mammalia; Artiodactyla; Bovidae
Gene: SPINK9
Product: serine peptidase inhibitor Kazal type 9
Molecular function (GO): protein binding
Source: RefSeq, a predicted model, not a curated record
AUGAGAACAACAGCCUUUGUCCUGCUCUCAGCCCUGGUGCUUCCAACCAUCCUCAAUGUAGACUGUGUCAAACACCAUGAACAGAUUGACUGUAGUAAAUAUAAAAUGUUACUAGAAGAAAGAUUUUGUUAUGACAUAUAUACACCAAUUUGUGGAUCUGAUGGCAAAACUUAUGGCAAUGAUUGCUACUUUUGUUAUGAAGUUGAGAAAACUAACAACAAACUUAAAUUUGUACACUUUGGAAAAUGUUGA